Molecule: messenger RNA, 689 nt
Organism: Aureococcus anophagefferens
Lineage: Eukaryota; Pelagophyceae; Pelagomonadales; Pelagomonadaceae
Exons: 1
Biological process (GO): triglyceride biosynthetic process
Cellular component (GO): endoplasmic reticulum membrane
Molecular function (GO): diacylglycerol O-acyltransferase activity
Source: RefSeq, a predicted model, not a curated record
AUGGACGCCGUCUCCACGGCGCCGUGGUGGCUGCAGGCCAGCGUCGCCGCCGCCGUCUUCGCCUACCUGCCGUCGUACUGGUCCUUCAAGGAGCUCGCGCCCGGCGGCGACUGCCGGCGCGGCUUCCAGUGCUGGGCCGGCUGGCGCGCCGUCGCGUCGUUCCUCUUCGGCGAGGCGAGGCUCGUCGUCGAGGCGCCGGAGAAAUUGAAAGCCUGCCCGCAGGGCAUCCUCGCCGUCGCGCCGCACGGCGUCGUCAGCUUCAACCACGCGCUCUACAUGACGGACUGCGCGGGCUGGUUCGGCGACGGCGUCUGGCCGGUCGACCGGCGGGAUCUGGCCGCGUCCUUCGUCUUCAAGGUGCCGCUCUACCGCGAGUUCCUGCUCUUCCUCGGCAACGUCGACGCGUCGCGGCGCGUCGCGCGGCGCGUGCUCGGCUCCGGGCGGUCGCUCUUCGUCUACCCCGGCGGCGAGGCCGAGCAGAUGCGCGCGGCGCCGGGGCGGCACAUCGCCUACUGGAAGACGCGCAAGGGCUUCGUGCGCCUCGCCGUCGAGGCGGGCGUCCCAAUCAUUCCGUCCUACGCGUUCGGCGAGAACGAGCUCUACGCGCCGUUGCCGCUGGCGACGGGGCUCCGCCUCUGGAUCUGCCGGAAAUUCCGCGUGGCCCUGCCCCUCGGCGUCGGCCGCUGGUG